UGUUGGUAGACAACACACACUAAUAACGGAUAUACAUGAGAAACGAAUUAUAUUGCAGCCAUGUUUUUUAAAUAGGUAUAUGGUAUGUAGUGUAUCGAGUACACUUUUAAGAAAUAUGGCAAGUUUUUCAAGGCAUGACACAAACAAAGUGUGUUGUUAUGCACAUCCAGAUGCACCACUUAUCGAAGAUCACAGAGCUGGUGAUCAGAUAUGUUCAGAGUGUGGAUUAGUAGUGGGUGACAGGGUCAUAGACGUAGGUUCAGAAUGGAGGACGUUUAGUAAUGAAAAAGCUGGUGUUGAUCCGUCCCGUGUUGGUGGCCCAGAGAAUCCUUUACUUAAUGGUUCAGAUUUGUCUACCAUGAUUGGACCUGGAACUGGUGCUGCUUCUUUUGAUGCUUUUGGUGCUUCCAAAUAUCAAAAUAGACGUACAAUGAGUAGUUCUGACAGAGCAUUAAUCAAUGCAUUUCGUGAGAUCAAUGGAAUGGCAGAUCGUAUUAAUUUACCAAAAACCAUUGUAGACAGAGCUAAUAAUCUUUUUAAGCAAGUACAUGAUGGGAAAAAUUUGAAAGGACGCGCCAAUGAUGCUAUUGCAUCAGCUUGCCUGUAUAUUGCAUGUAGACAAGAGGGAGUACCACGGACUUUUAAAGAAAUUUGUGCCGUUAGCAAAAUUAGUAAAAAAGAAAUCGGCAGAUGUUUUAAGCUGAUAUUGAAGGCAUUGGAAACGAGCGUGGAUCUCAUCACAACAGGAGACUUCAUGUCAAGAUUCUGUUCCAAUCUUGGUCUUCCAAAUAUGGUACAAAGAGCUGCAACGCAUAUUGCUCGAAAAGCAGUAGAAAUUGAUAUUGUACCUGGAAGAUCACCUAUUUCAGUAGCUGCAGCUGCAAUUUAUAUGGCAUCACAAGCUUCGGAAGACAAGAGAUCACAAAAAGAGAUUGGAGAUAUUGCAGGGGUUGCAGAUGUUACAAUCAGACAGUCUUACAAGCUCAUGUAUCCGCAUGCAAGUAAACUAUUUCCAGAAGACUUCAAAUUUGCAACGCCUAUUGAUCAGUUACCACAAAUGUGAAUUGGGCAAUAUCCUCUCUUUGAGCUUUUGGUAUAUAUUUUACUUAUUGCAAGGAUACUUUCGUGUAUAAUAAUAGUGUAAUGAAUAUAACAUUUUUUUAUAGCAUACAUUCCCGGAAUAAUUAGAUGCUAUACAAUUCUUAUUCUUUUCUCGAAUGCCAACUAAAUUAUGAAAUAUGUGAGAUUCCUUUUAGGGUAAUUUAAUUCAAUUAACUUCCUAAUCAGCAAAAUAAUCUAUAACUUAGGUUAUAUUUAAUUCGAUUUUCCAUGCACAUUGGACACGUGCUAAUGAAUAUAUUCAUAAGAUAUUUUACAUAUCUAUAUGACCAAAGCAGAUUUCACUCUAUUUAAUGAUAAUCAUCAUAAUAAUAUAUAAUAAUAAUGUAUCUAUGAACAUGCUAAAUAUUUAAUUUUGAAAAAACAAUUCUAGUAACGUUGUUAGAAUUAUUAUAAAAUUGUUCUAUAUAAAUUAUAUAAAAAAAACUUUCAUUUUUAUGGGCCGUUCAAUGUGCAAAAAAUGUAUAUAAUUUUUAUUUAUAUUUAAGAGAUGGUAAUAUGUAUAAUGGGAGUAUCAAUGUGCUAUGUUAGAUGAAUAUAUAAAGAAGAUGUUAUUCGUUUGUCGAAUUGGUAAUAUUCUCCAGCAACUUGUACCUGACAUAAUUAUCAUUACAGAGUAUGCUGGUAAUUAUAAUAUAUUAUAACAGACAUCCGUACAGCAGCACAAUGAUUCUCUGUUAGAUUUUUUAUGAAGCACCAAAAAAGGAGCGUUUGUUGCCUUAUCUGUAACGUAAGAAAAACGUAGUAUUAGAAGUAAUUGUACGAAAUAAUUGACUUUGGAAACAUAAUAAAGAUAACAUAAUAUUUUAUCGAACGAUUGAUAAUACAUAUACAAACUGGUUGAUGAAAAAAUCUUAUCUUAUAACAUAGAUAAAUUAAUUAUAUAUUUACAUUGUUGUAAAUAUGAGGAACAUUGAAAACUUCCAACUAAUGAUGAAUAAGACUGGAUAAUUUAUACAUAUAAAAUAAAUAGAAACAUACAUGCUCCAUCAUGUGUCAUAGUUAUGUUAAUCAUUUAACUUACAAAAAAAUAUCGUAAAGACUGUACAUUGGGUAAAUGAAAAAAUGAGUAUAUUAAUCUUAAUAUAUUCGCCUUAUAUUUAAAACGAAAAUAUAUAAUAUAACAGAGCAUGAAAAUAGUUUAACAUUAUUUGCAUAUUUUAUAAAUGAAAAUCAUUCUUAUUAUUUGAAAAUGAUUAAGUAUAUUAUGAGGAAUAUUUAUAUAUCUUUUUUUUUCUUCUUUUUCUUUUUUCCAAAAUAUGUUCGACAAAUUUAUUCCAAGUUUCAACAGAUAUAAAAUCCAUAUUGAUGUAAUAGUACAAAAUGUGAACAUUUUUAUGGCAUCCAUUCUUUUUUUUUUUUUUUGUUUUUUUUUUGUUUUUUGUUAAAACUGUAAUUUGAAUUAUUGACAUUGAAGGUAACAAACAAUUUGAUCGAAGUUAUACUAAAUAUAUUCAUAUAUAGAUUAUACUGGUGUUUUUGUUAUUAUUGUACGUAUCCGGGAUUAUAUGGUGCCUGCCGGCCAUAAGGUUCGAUUGUAUAAGCUGUUGGUGGUUGUGGCAUUCCUAUUAAAUUAGACAUAGAAUGGAAAUCACACAUAUACGUUUUCAUUGGGAGAUAAAAUAAUAAUAUAAAAUAUAAUAAAAGAUUACCUCCAACAUUAGUUGGAUAUGGUGUAUAAUGAUUUUGCUCUGUUUGAUUGGCAUAAUCAGAUGGAGGAUUUGUUGAAGUUUGUAUCACAUGAACAACACUUGGUGUUUGUACUUCUAUAACAAAAAUUAAUGUACUACUAUGUUCUGAAAGAACAAUUUUCAAUAAUUUCCAUUUUCAGAGACAGCGGGCGAAUAUUUAAAUAUUGACAUAAAAAAAAAAAAAAAAAAAAAAAAAAAAGAGAGAAAAAAGAAAAAAAAAAGAAAAAAAAAAGAGAAGAAAAACCGUAGAAAGCACAGUACUGAAAAA
Molecule: messenger RNA, 3078 nt
Organism: Vespa velutina
Lineage: Eukaryota; Metazoa; Arthropoda; Insecta; Hymenoptera; Vespidae
Gene: TfIIB
Product: transcription initiation factor IIB
Exons: 5
Coding region: 80-1063 (327 amino acids)
Biological process (GO): transcription initiation at RNA polymerase II promoter; transcription preinitiation complex assembly
Cellular component (GO): transcription preinitiation complex; nucleus
Molecular function (GO): RNA polymerase II general transcription initiation factor activity; TBP-class protein binding
Source: RefSeq, a predicted model, not a curated record